Molecule: messenger RNA, 789 nt
Organism: Penicillium argentinense
Lineage: Eukaryota; Fungi; Ascomycota; Eurotiomycetes; Eurotiales; Aspergillaceae
Product: Ser/Thr protein phosphatase superfamily
Exons: 1
Coding region: 1-789 (262 amino acids)
Molecular function (GO): hydrolase activity
Source: RefSeq, a predicted model, not a curated record
AUGCAAAUCCUGUCAGAUCUUCAUCUGGAAGUUCCUAAUGCAUACGAUGUUUUCCAUAUCGAGCCCAAAGCGCCAUACCUGGCAUUAGUUGGCGACAUUGGCUACGCCAAAGACGAUGGCUUCUUCCGCUUUCUUCGCAAACAACUCGAGGAAUUUCGUAUCGUGUUUCUGGUUUUGGGAAACCAUGAGCCCUAUUACAGCAGUUGGACCGAAGCUAAAACGAAAAUCAAACGUUUCGAAUCCGGAUUGGCGCCUCUCCCAUCGGGCAAACCGCUCGGCCAAUUUGUUUUCCUCGACAAAGCACGCCACGACAUUUCAUCAACACUUAGCAUUCUUGGAUGCACCCUGUUCUCGCAGGUGGCACACGAACAAGAGGAUAGCGUCAGUUUUGGCCUGAAUGAUAAUUAUUAUAUCGAUGAUUGGUCUGUUGAGGCACACCAAGAAGCGCAUCGCGCAGACCUCGACUGGCUCAACAAUGAAAUCGAUUCAAUCUCACGCUUCGAACCAAAUCGAAAGGUUGUCGUGUUGACUCACUACUGCCCAUUGAUCAGUAAAGAUGUUGUCGAUCCUCAACAUGCUGGCAGCAAAAUUUCCUCUGCUUUCAUGUCUGAUUUAUCAAGUGAGCCUUGCUGGAAUCGUGGCGUCGUGAAACUUUGGGCAUUUGGACAUACGCAUUUUAACUGUGAUUUUCGGGACUCUGUCGAUGGCAAACGAGUUAUUUCAAACCAGAGAGGAUACUACUUUUCUCAGGCGGCGAAUUUUGAUGGCACAAAAAUAGUCGAUAUUUAA